AUGAUUGCUUGUAGAAUCGUUGCUGUAAUUGGACUUCUCGCCGCGGGUGUCCAAGCUGGACCAUGCAAGCCCUCAUCGGUUGUUACAGCCACGGCCGAUGCUACUUCCACUCACUCGGUUUCGAACACCGGCACUGCUACCUCUGGCGACAUCGCCACGACUACCGAGACGACCCUCACUCCCAGCUCGACUGCCUAUUCUUGCGUCAACAAUGAAAAGACCCCGUUCCCAGCUGGUGUCCUUUGCGACACCAAGGGCAUUGGCGCAGACCCGAACAUGCUCUUCCUUACCCAAGUGACUGGUGAUGCCACGAUCGCUCACUGUCGUGAUGUCUGUAGGGGUAUGGAUGACUGUAUUGCAUUUACUGUGCAGCCAAACGUCUUUUGUGAUCUUUGGGGAGGCAGAAUCCAGGGGACUGAUGGUUCUAAUACCGACUUCUCUUGGUACUCCUUGGACUGUUUCUGUGAUCUGCCUGAGUUGUCUACGACUUCGGCAACAGCCACUGCUGCCACGGCGACGACGGGUACUACAUCCCUGACUACCGACACUGCUAUAACCAAUACAGCGACUAUGGAUACUACAAUCCUCACAUCCGAAACUGCUACUAAAGAGCUCGAGACAUCUUCUACGGUUCCCACGACAUCCUCUGCUGCGCUCACUUCAAGCACUGAAACCACCACUGCCGCUGCUACGACUACCACCAUCGCCACCUCCGCUCCUAGCUGCCCCGGUGGAUUCCCGUCUGGCUCCUCAUGUGGCGUUUCCAAACAAUAUAUCGGAACAGGAUCGUACAACAAAGAUAUAGAUGGAACAUAUACACUCGACGAGUGCCUGCAGUUCUGCAUUGACCAUCCUACGUGCAACCUCUUUGCAUAUGCCGCUACCUGGUGUGAGCUGUGGAAUGGAGAGUACGCCACCACCGGGUCUUCUGUGAAUUUCAGCUGCCGCCGUAAAUUUCCCCGUCCCCAAAGUACUACAAAACACAAACCUUUCGGCAUGACUUUGGCAUCCAACGACCUGGAGAGACCCAGUACCUGCGAGUGGUCAUCGCUCCUUUCGCUGGACUGCGUCUCUUCUGAAUGGCAAGAUUACUUCGAAAAGUUUACCUUUCGACGCCUUCUGAUCGACAACUCCCAACUGGCCAAGUUCUUCAAGGUGACCAAAGGUGAAAAAGCUUGGAGAUUGUCAUAUAUCCGCUAUCUAUGUCUGAGAAUCAAGAUUCACGACUAUGAUUAUCCGGAAUGCGAUAAGGCGGAGUCUCAUGCCACAAUAAACUGGUGA
Fusarium oxysporum Fo47 is the source of this 1281-nucleotide messenger RNA. RefSeq lists its product as uncharacterized. Bases 1 to 1281 code for a protein of 426 amino acids. NCBI's taxonomy places the organism in Eukaryota, Fungi, Ascomycota, Sordariomycetes, Hypocreales, Nectriaceae. The record is from RefSeq and is a predicted model, not a curated record. The transcript is spliced from 3 exons.